Molecule: messenger RNA, 903 nt
Organism: Symbiodinium sp. CCMP2456
Lineage: Eukaryota; Dinophyceae; Suessiales; Symbiodiniaceae
Source: the annotation of a GenBank genome assembly
AUGCUGGUAAUCCAUGACCUUAUACCCAGCAGAACUCCGAAGCUUUUCCCAGGUGCUGCUUCGCCAAGCCUUCCUGGCUUGGCCUGCCACAGCACUCUUCGAGUAUGUUCGCAGCAUUUGCUUGCAGCAGGGGCGGUUAGUGCAGACUUUGCUUCAAUGGCAGGGAUUGAUGCAGAGGACGAGGGCCCACUUCUCGAGGGUCUGGAUUUGGAUGGGCUUGCAGCGGCCUGGGGCGAUGAUUCACGAGUGCGAGAACCACUGCUUAAAAAUGGAACAUUGUUCCAGUGGCCUUCCAAGCAGACCUGUGGGAUUGUGAGCUUUGGAAGCUUAGCAAUGAACUUUGCUGUCGUGGAUCACUUGUUGGAUGUUUGGUGCUGCCAGCUCACGGCGGCCAAAUCCAUUUACAUCCCUCACGCCAAAAAGCAGAUCCUCAAGCUUCGAGAAGAUUUGUCCCUGGAUGCAAACGAAAUCCGAGUCAACUGUGAUGCUCGUCUUCGCAUGCUGUUUGAGAAAAUGACUGAGUUCUGGGAGCCUGCUGUUUCCAAGCGGAAGAAGACGAAAGCAGAGCAAAAGCUGGAGGAGGAAGAGGAGGAUGGUGUUCCCCCCGAGGAUUUUCAUCCUUCCCCUGAGGAGGAGCAGGAUGAGCACGAGAAGGCGACCAUGGAUGCUUACAUGAGCACUUUGCAGCACAGGUCUGCUCAGGCCGCCGAGUUGGACAGCUUGAGCCAUGCAGCUGCAGGCGAGGAUGAAGCAUCCUUGGCCCAUGCUCUUGGAACAGCAGACAUCGAGCCUGCUACUCCAGUUGCAAACAUGAAGACGGGUUUGUCUGAGGACUUUCAGAGGCUUGGCCUUGCCACGGUGGCCAAGAAGGACUCUGUGGUCAUUGAGCUGGGUGAUUCACCG